UUUUAAUAGAUAGGAUAUAAUUCAGUAGGAAGAAAACUAAAGCAAUUUCAUUUCGAGUGACUAUUUUGCUUGUCAACUUGACAAAGAGGUCCCCAACAGAGAGUUGCUUUUCAAAAACCACAUACAGUUUUUGGGGUCAGGCUGCUGGGGUUGGAAAGGCAAAUACUUGUUUUGUAACUGCUGUUUGCUAGGUUUCUGUCUUGUCUGAUUGGUAAGUACUUAGGCUGUAUUCUUAAUUGGCCCAUUAUUUAAUAGGAAGAGAGAGAAAGUAGAUAUCUGUGAUGUAGAUUGGCAUCUAGCAACUUCUCACUGAUAUUCCCAAAACAUGAGGAUAUGCUGGUUAAAUUUAAUUCUCAACAGCUUUUGUUGUGUGGUGAUGAGCUGUUCUGGUAGAAAUAGGUUUGGGAAAGAUAUUCAACAAUAGCCAUUGUGUUAAAAUGGUAUAAUGCAAUUUGAGCCCAAAUUCUGACAUUAAUAUGUAUUUUUCUCUUUUUUUCUAAAAAAAACAAACAAACUUCAAACUGUAGAACACUGAAGAGGAGAUGUGGGAAGCAGUUGCAUGUGUAGGAUCUGACAUACUUGCUUUUUAUCGCUUUUCCAAGAAGAGGAGAGAACUUAAAUGUCUCAUUUUUUCAGUCUUACUCAUACUUUACAGUAUCACUAUUUUAAUAGUGAGAAUGAGUUUCUGCCACAGAGCUGAUCUUUGGUUGGUAGCAAAGAAUUUCAUUAAUAAAGCUAGGCUAUUGAACUCACUGCUUACUAAUUAUUGCUAAAAGAAAGGAGCUGUGCUUUGAGUUAAUUAAGCCACAAGGGAUGACUUUUAAUUCUUAAGUCGUAAUUGGGGUCCUUUUUAACGAUGGGGGAAUGGUAUGGGUGUGGAAAAGCACUUAAACAACUAAUCUGCAUUUAUCUUUAUUCCAGUAAAUGAGAAUUUGUGAACGCAAGAUCUACUUCCCUUCAUCAUGUAAAUUUCUGCUUUCCAGAGCUGUAGCCUGUGACAGAUAAAAGUAGCAAGAACAAAUGAGUAACUCUUAAGGAUAGAGAUAAUGCGUCAUAACGGCUGUCUGCAUGCACAUUGCCCAUCUUAUUGUACAGCGCCAGGUGGAAAUGAAGCUCUUGGUUUUGCUGUGAGAGGAGUAGCUGGUUCUGUACCCACACUUCUGGACCUGACGUCUCUUAGCUCGUAAUGAUAAAGUAUGAAAGGAAAGAUGCUUUUGAAGAAUACGACCAGCAGAGAAGCACAUAAGAUCAAAUAGUGUCUUGGACCAUGCAUGCAGCUUUUACUAAAAUUGGCCAAGGAAAAGCUUGAGGAGAGUGGUUCAAAACCUAAGCGUGUACUUAGUAACAGAGGAACGCAAACUGAAAGCAGUAAGCCUUCUGAAGAUACUAAAACUGUGAAAAAAUUGGAUGAAGACAGUAGAGGAUGCAAGAAGGUAAAUGCUUCAAUUGCUGUUGCCUACAAAGCUGACUCCAGACCCCAGGCUAAAGAGAGAACAGCACAGCAGAAAGCGGUAGAAGGUACUGGAAAAGCAUGGAGCUGUCAACAGCAAAAAGAUUUCGGUGUCAAAGCCUUGAAUCAGCAUAAUGGUCUUCCCUUCAUAAAUCAAGAUCAUGUAGGCAACCAAGAUGUUCCUGUUAAAGCUCACAAUAUGGGCAGAGCACCAUGCCCAGAAGAGUGCCACAAGCAGCUUUUUCAUCAGAAACCCAAAGAGAAUGAAAACAAACCUCCGUCACGGAGUAUGGCAUUGCAGGAAGCUGUGCCCUCCACAUCCCAGGCUUUAUCUGACACAGGGUGUGAAGUGACACAAACCAGAUAUGACCAGAUUAUUUUAAUUUCUAAUAGUCUCAUCUGUCAUGGGAUAGCCAUUGAUGUUCAUAUGACUGAAGUGAAAGAAAAGAUUGAAAUGAGCAAAGAAGGGAACUCAAGUGAUCACAGACAUAAAAAUCUCAAAGCAAAAUCCCCGUCCUCUUUAUCAUCAGAAGUGGAAGGAUGUAAACAGCUGCCUAGUAAAUCCAAGCUUGAACAGACUUUGAAGAAUGUCAGCGCUGAAUCAAAUCAAGAAGUGAGAGACAACAAGAAGCAAAAUGAACUUGCACCAAAAACAGGGAAGCAACAGCCAUUAUUGAACAAGCCCAAGCCAAGUAAAAAGGCUGAAGACAAAUCAGAACUAAAAUGCAAACCCAUAGUUUCACAGAGUACCGCUGCAACAGAGCCAAAGAAAGAUCUGGGAAUAAAAGUCAAAAUCCAUCAAGGAACAGUAGAAGUAAAAGAUUCCUUGGCAGUUACCAACUCUGACAGGAGAGAAUCUGAGCCCCCCUGUUCAGUGGGAAGUGAGAACGAUGUGGGCCAGUGUGCAGGAACAACAAUGGAGAACACUAAGUCAUUGGAAGCUAGCAAAGAACUUUCCACACAGGAUGGGAUGAUCGUUGAUGACAGCCCUUCUCCCCCAGCUCCUUUUGAACAUCGCAUGGUGAGUGUCAAGCUAACAGAUGUGACAACGUGCUACUCAGUGUGUCACCAUGAAGUCCUUGGAGGGGGGCGUUUUGGGCAAGUUCAUAAGUGCACAGAAGUCUCAACUGGUCUCAAUUUGGCAGCCAAAGUCAUUAAAGUGAAAGGAGCAAAAGAAAAGGAGGAUGUGAAAAAUGAAAUUAACAUCAUGAACCAAUUAAAUCAUGUGAAUUUGAUCCAGCUUUAUGAUGCCUUUGAAGCCAAAAAUAAUAUAACUUUGAUCAUGGAAUAUCUGGAUGGUGGUGAAUUAUUUGACCGGAUCACGGAUGAAAACUACAGUCUAACAGAGUUGGAUGCAAUCUUAUUUACCAAACAAAUCUGUGAAGGAGUCCAUUACUUGCACCAGCAUUAUAUUCUCCAUUUAGAUCUGAAGCCUGAAAACAUAUUAUGUGUAAAUCACACAGGGAACCAGAUAAAAAUUAUUGACUUUGGAUUUGCAAGGAGGUACAAACCUCGAGAAAAAUUGAAGGUUAACUUUGGAACUCCGGAGUUCUUGGCUCCCGAAGUGGUGAACUAUGACUUUGUUUCCUACCCAACAGACAUGUGGAGCGUAGGCGUCAUCACGUACAUGUUGCUUAGUGGCUUGUCCCCAUUCCUGGGAGAAACUGAUGCGGAGACGAUGAAUUAUGUAGUCAAUUGCAACUGGGAUUUUGAUGCAGAAGCUUUUGAACAGCUGUCAGAGGAAGCAAAAGAUUUUAUUUCCAGACUACUUGUGAAAGAGAAAAGCUGCCGGAUGAGUGCAACACAGUGUUUGAAGCACGAGUGGUUAAACAACCUGCCUGCCAAAGCCAAGAGGUUCAAGCUUCGCCUGAAGUCCCAGUUGUUGCUGCAAAGUUACAUAGCUCAAAGAAAAUGGAAGAAACAUUUUUAUGUGGUGGCUGCUGCUAACAGACUGAAGAGAUUUCAGAGUAUGUCUGUCAAGCUUGCAUAAUGUUGUAUGAAGCAACUACCAUGCUUGAAGAUGGAUGUGAAACCAUAGGAGAACAACUCAGUAUCUUCAGUAAUUUCUAUCCCAUAUAUAAUGUCAAGUCUUGCAUCUGUCUUUCUCAUAUAUUGUGUGUCAGUGCUUAGUUACCGGAAAUGUCUCUGAAAGCAGACAAGAAACAGAAAGUGUUACCUGAAAGCAGAGGCACUGAAAUAACUUAAGAAAACAGAAUAUACUUUUUUUUGUUCUUACAAGCUUUUAGUUGUACAUAGUGAUGAAAAAAUAGAAUUUAGUGGGGCUGACCUCUUCCUGAAGGCGUUUUUACCAAAAAGACCAGCAGUUUUCUGUCUUCUCACACCAAGCAUGGGAUCUCUAAAGACUUUCUUCACAACUGCUGUAUACACAAUCAGUUUUAGUGGACUGCCACAAGAAUAGCACAAUAUUUUCCCUCAGGUUUGUUACUUAAGCAGGAAGAUCAAACUUUUACUUUAGUGAGAAGAUAGAUGGGUGAAACUGCCACAAAUAGAAACUAGGCAGUGGCUGCUGGGUCGCUCUGCAAAUAGCUCAUAAUGUACUGGAAAGACUUCCAGACACUUCAUUUCACAUUUUAAAUGUGUAAAUGCUUUUCAUUGGGUGUGACUGCAGCCCUUAGUAUUGUAGUUCUUAUUUUGAGAUUUUUUUAAAUCCUUUUCAACGAUUUUAAUGCAUUUUAUCUGGAAAGUUGAUAUGCAGAACACAUUCUAAUGCUGUUUAGCUCCAGAGAAAUGGUGUAUUGCUAGACUGUUUUUGGCUCAGCUGGAACACUGAAACCCUUUUUUUCCCAACUUGCUCUCAAACAUAAGACUUUUUCUUCACAAUACUAACUCUUCAUGAUGUCUAAAGAAUUGAAGCCACUUACAAUUUCUCAGCUGAAAAUGCAACAUUAUUUAUUAGACCUGUGGUUUCUUUCAUUCCUGUUCUAGAUUUUGUAGAGCUCAGUGUAAGCUGAACAGGCUCUUUAUUAGUGAUACUUUCUGGUUUUCCUAAAACUAGCUUUUCAGUGAAGACAUCUAGCUGCUGCCAAGCUCCCAUUAACCUUACAGAUUUUCAUAUCCCUUAAAUUAGCAAAAGUGCUGGUUGCUAAUAAAGAAGAUUUUAUGAAUGCCUUACCCUAGCCUAGUUAUCUUCUUUCCACUCUAGUGCUUCCCACUUAUUCUAAUCCCUGGAUUCUGGACUGGUGCCGAUUUUCUACUAUCAAAGCAGUGAAAAAUGAUUAAAAUCCAGUGAAUCUUUACAAUGUAUCACCUUCUGUGAAGGCCCACUUUUGUUCAUAUUUUCCUUCCACAGUGGUUCUGCAUGCUAGAAGUGGAUAUAUUCUUUGGUCUGUAUAUUUCUGAACUAAUACUAAUAAAAUACAUUAUAAAGGAACAGGCCCAUUCCUCCAUUUUGGUUCAAAAAACAAACAUUAGAAAGCAUCUUUGAUUAGGUCUUACAGAAUGUAAGAUCUCACCCCUCUGCCACAUGUUAGAUAUUAAUAGCAGAUGUUUUGUUACAGCUCCUAGUGGGGGUUCAUUAACUAAGAUUUUUCUCUGCACGCCAUGCAUUUGUUUGGAGUCC
Messenger RNA from Centrocercus urophasianus (Greater sage-grouse), 5030 nucleotides. RefSeq names its product myosin light chain kinase 3 (gene MYLK3). Gene Ontology annotation, biological process: intracellular signal transduction; positive regulation of apoptotic process; protein phosphorylation. The coding region runs from base 1272 to 3440 and encodes 722 amino acids. Gene Ontology annotation, molecular function: protein serine/threonine kinase activity; ATP binding. Gene Ontology annotation, cellular component: cytoplasm; nucleus. NCBI's taxonomy places the organism in Eukaryota, Metazoa, Chordata, Aves, Galliformes, Phasianidae. The record is from RefSeq and is a predicted model, not a curated record. The transcript is spliced from 16 exons.